This is a messenger RNA of Hemicordylus capensis (graceful crag lizard), 1389 nucleotides long. RefSeq names its product enoyl-CoA hydratase domain containing 3 (gene ECHDC3). NCBI's taxonomy places the organism in Eukaryota, Metazoa, Chordata, Lepidosauria, Squamata, Cordylidae. Gene Ontology annotation, cellular component: mitochondrion. The record is from RefSeq and is a predicted model, not a curated record. Gene Ontology annotation, molecular function: hydro-lyase activity. The transcript has 5 exons. The coding region runs from base 123 to 1040 and encodes 305 amino acids.
UCUGAGCGAGAGCCAGCCCUGCCCCACGGGAGACGCGUGGAGUCCACACCAUCGGGACGCGGCAGGGGGCAGCAGAGAGCAGCGCCGCCGUCUCCCCUUCGGCGGCCCCAAGACCGAGAGCAAUGGCUGCGGGCUUGAGGCUCUGGCGAGGCGCCUUCGCUCGGCCCCCGGUGGGCUGGCAGCUGCUGGGCGCGUCUCCUUACAGCAGCGGCGCCCCGAACAAGUCUGGGCAGCCGGAGCAGCCGCAGCGAGAGGAGGCGACGCAGAAGCGGCUCACCCGCACGUGGCAGCUGCACGGCAUCAGGAACAUCGUCUUGAACAACCCUCAGAAAAGAAAUGCUCUUUCGCUCGCCAUGCUGAAGUCUCUGCGUGAGGACAUUCUGCACGAUAUCGAAAGCACCGAUCUCCGAGUCAUUAUCAUCUCAGGUGAAGGGCCUGUUUUCUCCUCUGGACAUGACUUAAAGGAACUGACUCACAGGGAAGGCGAGAAGCACCACGCAGAAGUCUUUGAGAUCUGCUCCGAGGUCAUGGCCUUGCUUCCAAAGCUGCCGGUGCCCGUCAUUGCCCAGGUCAACGGCCUCGCCACUGCAGCUGGCUGCCAGCUGGUCGCAAGCUGCGAUCUGGCCGUGGCCAGCGAGAAGUCCAGAUUCGCCACCCCCGGGGUGAACGUUGGGCUGUUCUGCUCUACGCCAGCAGUAGCCGUGGGGAGAUCCCUCCCUAGAAAGGUUGCCCUGGAGAUGCUGUUCACGGGGGAGCCUAUGACUGCUCAGGCAGCUCUUCAGCACGGGCUGGUCAGCAGGGUGGUUCCAGAGGACAAGUUGGAAGCGGAGACGCUGCGGAUCGCCCACAGGAUCUGCGAGAGCAGCCGGUCUGUGCUGGCUCUGGGGAAAGCCACCUUUUACAAGCAGAUGGAGCAAGACCUUGUCACAGCCUACAGAAUGACCUCGCGGGCCAUGGUGGACAACCUUGCCCUGAAGGACGGGCAGGAAGGAAUCGAGGCCUUCAUCUCUAAACGCAAGCCUGUCUGGACACACUUCUGAAACAGCUUCCCCAAGGGACUCCAUCCACAUUUGCCAAUCAAACCAAGAUCCUUCAUGCUGGUGCCUUCUCUCUUGGAAAGUCAGAAUGACCGCUAGACGCUUGUUUCAAGUGAUCUCUUCAUUGUACAGUGGAUCCUGCUUUGACAAGGCAUAAUUGCCUUGUUUUGAUUACUAACAAUUGUUUUAGUUGCUUUAAUGUUGUUUUAGAAUAUUGUUUUAAAUUUUUUUAAUUGUGAUUUAAAUUUCUUGUUUGUGUUAACUAAUGUUUUUUUUUAAUCUUGUAUAAAAAUAUGUUAAAUAAAUAAAUCUGUACUGCUGUUUUGCCUGUACAGAAUGGCCAUGCAGCGCA